Molecule: messenger RNA, 2259 nt
Organism: Amorphotheca resinae ATCC 22711
Lineage: Eukaryota; Fungi; Ascomycota; Leotiomycetes; Helotiales; Amorphothecaceae
Exons: 4
Coding region: 151-2142 (663 amino acids)
Biological process (GO): transcription initiation at RNA polymerase III promoter
Cellular component (GO): transcription factor TFIIIC complex
Source: RefSeq, a predicted model, not a curated record
GGGAUAUUCCCUUGUCGUGCCUUUCCAAGUGGAUAAGAAGUGUCUCAAGUAGAGACAUCAACAGGCUAUUCCCUCCACGGCGAAAAGGAUAACUAUCCAUUCACACGAGCGGCAACAUAUCAUUUUUGAGAGAUUAUUCUCUUCCCCAAGAUGUCCGGUAUUGCUUCAGCACCCACCUUCGAGGUUGCGACGAGAGAGGUCGUCGCCGUCGAGCAUCCUAUGGUCAUCAAGAACAUUGACAAGGCCCUCAAGACGUUCGGAUCAGGGGUCGAAAUCGGUCGACCUUUCAAAAGCCUUGUUGAUUUGGAUGAUCCUGACGGAUGUAUUCCGAUCUAUCUCCGCCAUCGAGACCCCAUGAGUACCCCGAUACUGUCGCAUAACUGUACUACCAACAAUAUACUUCUCAAGGUCACCGUCCCAAAACGUACAGGAAGGAAGCGCAAGCGUGGCUCUCAAGAACCAUACUCCGGAGACAUUACUGGUUCAACAACAACAACAUCAGGGGAUAGCAGUCAAACUUCCCAGUCAGCGGAUCUCCGAUCACACUCGAGGCUCGAUAACCCUCGUCAGCUCUUGAGAAGUCUAAAGGAUAAUGUUGGGAACUAUACAGUCGAGGGUGUUGCAGAAAUCGAUAGAACACAUCGAUUCAGAGGUCUUGCGGAUUUCUAUCAUUCGACUAGCAACACAGAGUUUGUUCCGAAGUUUCUGGACUUGGUCUAUCCUGGCGAGAUGGAAUCGAUCCGGAAAUUCAAAUUCAACCCGAGUAGAGGUUGGAAGAAGAACGAGGAAUUCGUGCCACCUCCAAUAUUGACAAACCACGUCCUGCCCUUCAAUUGGGGUUAUCAUCAGAACCCCAAUAUUGUCCAGACGGUCAAUCAAUCCACUGGAGAAUCUGCUUUAAUCAACCGUUCGAGAUCAAGAAAGUUCCAGAUCGAAUAUCUUAGUCACGACGUUGAAGAGAUCCCACAAACACGACCGUUAGAAAUUCCAAGAGAACCAGAUCUUGAAAAGCUCAUUGAAGAAUUAAACGAAGCGUUGGAGGAACGCCCCCUUUGGACUCGGAGGGCUUUGGCAAACCGUCUUGGAAACUCGCCACGCCUUUACCUCUUCAAGACUGCGCUGCAAUAUGUCGGCUAUCAAUUCAAAGGUGGUCCAUUCCGUGAUGUUGUCAUCAAAUUUGGUAUCGAUCCUAGAAAAGACCCCAAAUACCGGAUAUAUCAGACCAUAUUCUUCAAACUCUAUGAAGAGGAAGAAAAGGGUCCCUUCCGAAAGUGGCACGAGGUUCGCAGCACGACCAUCUCAAAACGGACAAAGCUAAAAGACUUGACCACUCACCUUUUCGAUGGCAAAUCUCUCACCCUCGAUGGUAAAGUCUGGCAAUUCUGCGACGUUACAGAUCCGUUCCUCGUCCAACUCAUCAACAACGCACCCGUCUGCCAUGAAUUCAAUUCCAAAGGCGAUGGGUACUUCUACAACGGUUCUUGGGCGAAGAUCAGGGCCGUUAUGAAGAUGAAGCUCAUGGCAAUCCGCAUCGGAAAGACCAUCAAAGACGAAGACUUCGAGUCGGUAUUAUCCAAAGUCCCCGAUAUUGUGGACAACAACGAGAAGGCUAGCAGCAAGCUUUGGGUGCCGCUCCCAGACGUUAAAUUCACCGACGAGGAGAUCAAGGAAUUAGAGGAAAAGGGGGUCAAUACCUUCGGCGGAAAUAAUCGGAAGACUAAUACCAAAUCCAAGGCGCGGAAGACUAGAAUCCGCCACCGGCUUGCUGACCUAAGGCAAUCCCGCGAGCCAGCGAGAGUGACUGAUUCAGAGACGCUGGCGCCAUCAGUAGACAUGUUCACACCUAAUGGUCGACAAUCAUGGCGUGACCAGAAUGCCUCCAGCGGGCGAAGCAAUCCCGCCGAGGCUCCGAGCAAUCUCGACGACAGCGAGAGCGCAAGGGUCAAAUUUGAAAUGGCACUAGAUGCAGAGGAGGAAUCCGCAUUGGAGGAUGAAUAUUCGGAGGAUGCAGAGGGCGAGACCGAUCUCGAGGACGAUGUUCUACCCGGCGAGGGCGAAGACGAGGAGGAUGAUAGCGAUGCCUCAGACAUGAUUGAUUACUCGAAAUACUACAUACCGCGUGGAGCGCCGGCAGCUAAGUAGCUUUGCGUGGCGCUGUUCACACAGGGCUACCUCUCUAUCGGCUUGGGCUGUCUAGGUGCAUAGGUAUUCUUCGUCCUUUGCUACAGUAACUAGCAAUCAACCAAUUUCUCAACCCCC